AUGGACGGCGACCACACAGCGAAAACGUUCGACAAGGGCGCGAAUGCCGCCACCAAAGUACAAGAUCUAACAGAGGGUGUUCACGAAGGUGCUGCACAAGACUCAGCAGCAGGACAAAAAACAACCGGCCACGGGACAUCCAUAUUCUCGAAGGACGGCGCGAUCGGGAAACAAUUCACGGCCGACCAGGGCGGGAUUGGUGGCACGGCGCAGAAGAUCGGUGGGCCGUUGGAUAAAGACGGCGCGAUCGGAAAGCAUUUCAAGGAAGAUGGCGCGAUCGGUGGUGCGUUCCAGAGGCAGGCGGAGAGGAAUGAGGGGCAUUGA
Messenger RNA from Exophiala bonariae, 324 nucleotides. RefSeq lists its product as uncharacterized. The record is from RefSeq and is a predicted model, not a curated record. NCBI's taxonomy places the organism in Eukaryota, Fungi, Ascomycota, Eurotiomycetes, Chaetothyriales, Herpotrichiellaceae. Bases 1 to 324 code for a protein of 107 amino acids. The transcript has 3 exons.